Messenger RNA from Myxocyprinus asiaticus (Chinese sucker), 5614 nucleotides. RefSeq names its product semaphorin-4F-like. Gene Ontology annotation, biological process: negative regulation of axon extension involved in axon guidance; negative chemotaxis; positive regulation of cell migration. Bases 1299 to 3695 code for a protein of 798 amino acids. Lineage: Eukaryota; Metazoa; Chordata; Actinopteri; Cypriniformes; Catostomidae. Gene Ontology annotation, molecular function: semaphorin receptor binding; chemorepellent activity. The record is from RefSeq and is a predicted model, not a curated record. The transcript has 14 exons.
UAAUUUUGGAGCAAUCCAGGAUUGACCUGAAAGUUUCUCAACAUUUUUUUGUUCUCUCAAAAAAAUGUAUCUAGACUAUUCGGUCCAUAAGUUAUUACUCAGUCACAUUUGACCUCUCGCUGCCUCCUAGAUUCGCUGGCCUUUGUACUGUUGCCCCGUGAAAUCCGGAGAGGUUUGUCCUUGUUCUUGCGUGGAUUACAGAGAGGCAGAUGGACAGCGGGUCAUGGCCUGCGCAAAUCCGCCCUCCCCGGUGCCUUUGUCGGGAAUAAGAGUGGAUUUAUCAAAGCACUCCCUUUAUGCCCCUCUCAUUGGGCAUGCACGCUCCCGUCGCACCGAUGACAAAAAUGAAUCAUACAACGAAAUAAAAAUUUUGACAGCACCUCAUGCCACCUAGCUAUUAGCUACUAAUUGGGACAGAUUUCAUAUUUUCAAGUUUAAGUAGGCUAUUACAUUUUCAAAUAUUCUGAAUGUGAAUAAAUAGAUUAAUGUUAAAUUGUAUAACAAAAAAAAAAAAAAAAGAAAAAAGAAAGAAAGAAAAAGAAAACGAGUGAUUUAAUUAUUAUAGACUAAGGUAAGUUCCAUAAGAUCUUAAGCCUCAAGGCACUUACCUGUUGUUGUGACGUCGUAAACGGGGCGGGGCAUGGGCACUAGGAUUUGACUGUAACCUCUCUGUGUUGGCUAUAGAGAUUGCCUGUGAAGCAAAUUCGUGCUUUUUUGGAUUCCUUUCUAAUACUGGUACAUUUGACUGUUUUGUAUAUGCAUCUGAAAUUACACGUUGGACCUAUUUAGAUAUUAUUCGUUCGGACGGGAGUAUCCGGUUGAUUUUACGGGACUAAUGAAUGUGUGUUCAGCAGCCAGUGCACGGACUGUGGGAUUUGAAAGCAAGACUACACGCGCCUCUCCUGCUUUACGUUUCUGAUAGCUAAUGAAUCUUACAUUGGAUUCAACUUCGGAAAAGUUGAACGGUUUCACGGAGGCGAGCGGAAUUUGUUUCUGAAUUCUGCUGGAUAUUGCCGCGGGAUUACCAAGAAAAAAGAAAAAAAAGUAAAAAAAAAAAAAAAAAAAAAAAAAAGAGCAUCGGGGAGGUUUUAUUUUCUGUUCUAUUGCGUACUACAACAAGAAUAUGACGACUUUAAAUUAAUUCACUAAAAUAAAACAUAAUAUUUCAAACAUAUAGUACUCUCCUCCCGCCGUGCGUAGCGACAAUCUACAACGUUUUCAGUAUAAUGACCUGAGCUGAGACUGGAGAUUGAGGAAUAUCUCCGACCUUAUAGAAGAGCGGUGCGGAUUGUCAGAACAUGAAGUCAGUUGCAAGUCUGUUUGUUUUAAGUGUGUUGCUGUGUUCAACGACCGUGUCCUGGAGCGCGACUAUCCACAACCAUGGAGUGGGCAUAUAUAAGCUGGAUUCCUGUGAAUUUGGAGGUAUAUACAACUUCAGCACCUUCCUGUUGGAUCGUGCAUCUGGAAUGCUCUACCUUGGUGCGCGGGAUGCAGUCAUCGCCGUGGAUACUGCAAACCUGUCAAAGAGGAAGACAAUUGAGUGGAGUGUUCCAGAAGAGAAGAGGAAAUCUUGUGUUGCUAAGGGAAAAACAGAGGACGAUUGCAAGAACUAUGUCCGUCUGCUAGAGUUUUUAGGAGAUGGACGCAUAUAUGCCUGUGGGACGUUUGCCUUCGACCCCCAGUGUGCCUUUAUCGUAAGUAACAUCUCUUCAUUCUAUCUGGAGAAGCAUGAGGAUGGUAGUGUGAAGAUGGAGACUGGGAAGGGGAAAUGCCCCUUUGAGCCCAGCCAGCAUUACACUGCAGUCAUGGCAGGAGGGAUCCUUUACACAGCCGCCACUAGUAACUUCCUUGGCACAAUGUACGACAUUUCCAGGGCAACGGGCAUUGAGCAGGAACGCAUCCGGACUGAGCAAUCUAUCAACUGGCUUAGUGAUCCAGAGUUUGUGAGCUCUGCCUUCAUUCAAGUGAAUGAGGAGAACAACUCUGCCGGAGAGGAUGACAAAAUUUACUUCUUCUUCACUGAGGUGGCCAAAGAAUAUGACCUCUACACCAAGGUCAAAGUGCCCAGAGUAGCUAGAGUCUGCAAGUCUGAUGUCGGUGGUAUGAAGACUCUGCAGAGGCGGUGGACUACGUUUUUGAAGGCCCAGUUGGUGUGUGAAGAUCGAGCAAGUGGACAGAGAUUUAAUGUACUCACUGAUGUCUUCACUGUACAGCACCAGCCUGGAAAUCCCAGCAGCACUCACUUCUACGGCAUAUUUACCUCACAAUGGGAACGGGAAGAGCUGUCUGCAGUGUGUGUGUACAGUCUGGAGGAGAUAACUAAAGUGAUGAAUGGACCCUUUAAAGAGCUAAAGAAGAGCUGUGAGAACUGGAUAAACCCAGAGCCCAUUCCUACACCACGACCAGGACAAUGUUUGAACAAUGCUCUAAAGGAGCAGGGCUUUGAGUCCUCCCUGAAGCUGCCUGAUAAAGUACUGACAUUCAUGCGCGAUCACCCGCUCAUGGAGAACAGUGUGGUGGCAGCACCCCUGAUGAUCAGAAACGGCAUCACAUACACUAAACUUGCUGUUACCUUAACAACUGCCUCCAAUGGCCCCAAACAUCAAAUGGCCACUGUUUUACAUCUUGGAACAGAUCGUGGACAGCUACACAAAGUUGUUGUGGUUGGUCCGAAUGCAACUCUUAUUGAAGAAGUCCCUCUGUUUUCUGCACAGGAGCCCGUGAAUAACAUAUUGCUAUACAAGGAUGAGGCUCUGGUUGGUUCUCCUCUCUCUCUUGUGAAGUUACCCAUAGUUGGUUGUUCCCUGUUCACUACCUGUGAGGUGUGUGCACGUGCCCAUGGACUCGGCUGUGUAUGGAGACAUAAAGAGGGAGCUUGUGCUAUGGCAAAGCCUGGGGAAAUGGUGGAGCCAGAGGAUUUGGUCAGCCAAUGCAACAAAGAAGGUCUUUGCUCCCCACCUGUAAUUGAAAUGCGUGUUGAAUAUGGCCUACGUGUUCUGCUUUCUUGCGUGCAAGUUUCUCCCCGCCCCUGCCGCUGGGAUCAUCCUUCACAAAGUCACACCCGCCGCCACAACUAUGACCUGGAGGUGGAGGUCAAACCGGAGAGCCUGGGCACCUACAUUUGCUUGUGUGAUGAGGUGGGGCGAGAUCAGCCACCCUGUCGCAGAGCAGAGUACCAGCUCACCCUUGACAACCCCAGCAUAGGGGGGAACGUGGCCAUUGCAGGCGGCCGUCACUUCCUGGCCUCGCACAUUUUUUUAUUCCUCUUAGGUUUUAUUAUGGGUGUCAUAGUCUUAUUUGUGGUCUACAAACGCCAAGGUUGCCUAAGGGGAGGCGGACACUCAUCGUCCACAUUGGAGAAGGGGCGGGACUUGCUUCCUUCCACAGACACACCCCAGUCUCCAAGCAGUGCUAGUCUGUUUUCAGAGGCUGUUCCGUUAACAGAGAAAAGGAACGGAACGGUAAAUGGACACGGUGGACACAACAGCAGGCAUAUUUACACCAACUCAAGUGGACUGAAGCUGCAGGAGUCAGCUGUUAAUUUGGCAGAGGAGCUGGAUGGUAGAGAAAGGGUGGUGCCAAAUGGAGAGGAGGAGGGGCUUGGGGAGGUGCUGAGUGAGAUGGAGGAGGAGUUUCAUAAGCUGCCUUGUCUAAGAGGUGCACCGCUGGCAAAAUGCGAGGAAAGCUCUAUCUGAAGGCAGGUGCGCACAUCAUUUUUUUAAACAGAACUCUGCGAAAGGCAGAGUGCAUAGGCUCACAAACACAGGAAACACAACCAUUUGGUGUGUUUUUCAAAGUAUGGAGGGCUGGAGAAGAAGAGGAGAGCAGACAAUCAAAGAAGCUGAAACAUACAUUCCAAAUAUAGAAGAAAACCUUAGGCAGUCGCACAAAGAAGCACCCACACAAUCAUAUGUGCAUACACAAACUAUGUUACCUGGAAGCUCAUCUACUACUCAGUUACAUUCUCAUCCAGUUCAUUCAUUCCUGUGUACAUAAAGUGGUGUGUAAUUCCAUGUUUAUCCUGCUGUUUCUGCAUGUUUUUGAUCAGACCAUUGUUCAGAAUUAUGAGCAGGCAGGGUUUAUAGUCAGUGCUCAGCACUUUCACGCACCUUUUUCAAAGCCAUGCACACGGAAAAACACAGUUCUGUAUGCUUGGUCUGGUCAAAGUCCAAAAAGGUCUUUCGAAGUGAAAUGACCUGUCCAUAGACCAGAACAACAUAGAACCAGAGAAGUCCGCUCAUCCUGGACAGAUUACUGAAAAUAAGCAGAUUUUAUCUGAAUCACCAAAAAGGGCUUGAAACCACUCUGUACUUGAUGGUUCACAGGAGCAAAUAUGAAGGAAUGACAAGAGACACUGGAAAUCAUAAUUACAUUAUUUUUGCCUUACAGAUAAAGUGGUAGUCUGAGUACUGCUAACAGCUGUACUGUGGCCUAUGGCGGGGCUGGAGUGGGGGGAGGGGGGGGUGAUUGUGCGGCCCAAGACUGUAUCUUAAAAAGAAAACAAAAUAGGCUUCCAAAGAGGUGUGCCCAAGGACCUGUGAAUGGAGUGAGAACAUAAAGAGAAAGACAAAUGAAACUCUUUAGCAAUCGUCUCCCUCUAUAGAGUAUGUCAAACCUGUGAACUGAUGGUAGAUUGUAUACUUGCAACUGCCAAAUGAUUUACCUUUCCAGAGCAAGUUAAGAAAUGCAAUCAAGUCAAGAGCUAUAAGUAAUGUUAUACUUCUCUGGAAUGGGGUUGGCAAUAUUUUGUGGUGUCAGAUCACAUCACUGUCAUCUGUAUAGGGACCAGAUGUAGCAUGUUCUAUUCAUAAUAGUCUGCACACUUAAAUGAAGAUGAGGACCAUGUAAUGAUGGAUGUCUCUCUUUUUAGCUUGAAAGCUUAUUGAAAUUAGAUGGAAAUGUUCAGGAUCAAAGCAAAUAGUGAAGGAAAUUGUUGAUUGUUUUAAGUUUCUCUAUAAAGGAGUAGUUCACCCAAAAAUGAAAAAUCUCUCGCAUGGUAUGGACCUACAGGGCUGAGAUAUUCUUCAAAAAAUCUUUGUUUGCGUUAAGCAGUAGAACGUCAUACACAUCUUGGAUGGCAUGAGGGUGAGUAAAUGAUAAAAUAAUUUUCAUUUUUGGGUUAACUGUCCCUUUAAGGACAGAGAAUGUGCCUCCUUUGAAGGUAUAUUUAUCCCCACUGAAGUGCAUGAGACAAAGUAGUUUGAAGGACAGAACUACAAAUCUAUAAUACCAUGAAUCAGGGGCUACGGCACUCCUGUUUAUGUAGCCAUAAUGAAGUAUGUAUCAGGAGUAUGUAUGUAAAUAUCUGUGAAUAUAAAAGAAAAUGCGGGAAAGAUCUUUUAAAAUGCCUGCUUUUUAUUCUCUCUUUGUGAUUGAGAGUGGCAAAGCAUUUAACUCUUUUCACCACUAGUGGCAUUCUUCCUAACUGUAUCAAACUGUCACUCUCCCAUCUUCAAUGUUUGACCACUUUGAAAUGCUAUUUCCAGCCAUUUUCUUAGAAACACUUGGAUUUACGUUACUUUCGCCAUUGAAUUAUUUUAUAAUUCUUAAACACACACACACACACACACACACACAGAUCAGCCACAACAUUAAAGCCACCUGCCUAAUAUUG